AUGGAUGUCAUGAAGGCGCAGCAACGUAAUGCUUCUCAGGAAUCUCCUCCCAGUGCAGGGCAACAGCCACAAACCACCAACACUUGUGUCAAAAUUUUGCUUGUCUGCCAGGGUCUCGAGGAUGGUUGUGUGGGCCAGGCUCAACAAAAAUCCCGCUACCGUGGCUUAGGGUUGCCAAAAGGGCAUGUCGGUGUCGACAACAAGCUUGCCAAGAUCGAAAACUUCCCGCGCUACACGGUUGCUAAACGCCUUGGCUGGAUUUCUGUAGCAAAUCUCGUUCUUGUGACAUUCCUCUCCCUCAAGCACACACCCCUCGCGCCAUUAUGUGGACGGUCCUACGAGAAACUACGUCCACUCCACAAAACCGCAGGCUAUACAUGCAUUACCACCAGUGUUUUGCAUGCGAUCGUAUACUUAAAUGCAUGGGCCCAGGCACAUGAGUUAAAAAACAUGCGUGAGAGAAACAACCUCACCGGUGGGUUUGCAGGGUUGGCGAUGGUCAUCAUUGGCAUAUCUACAAUCGGCUGGUUUACUCGCAGAUACUACGAAUUGUUCUAUAUCAUCCAUGUCGUGAUGUUUAUGUUGAUCCUGAUCUUGGUCGGAAUGCACCGACCAGAAUUUUCCACCUCCACAGUGAAAAUCAUCAUCUUUACCGGGUGCCUAUGGUUUUCCGAUCGUCUCCUUCGGGGGUUCAAGCUGGCUUGGAACUUCUUCGGGAAUUAUGCGAUAAUCACUCCUAUGGAAGAUGGUGCCGUCCGAGUCAAGCUGCACCGUAACCUCCACUGCACCCCAGGCUCCCACGCGUUCUUGUGGAUGCCCUCUGUCCGCUUGAUGGAAACUCACCCAUUCACACUUGUUUCAGCCGAGCCCGCCGAAUUUCUGGUUCGCAGAUAUGAUGGCUAUACGAACGAACUGUAUGAAAUUGCUCGAAAGCAGCCAGGGAUCAUGCUUCGGUGCUCGGUAGAUGGAGGGUACGGUCAAAUCCCCAAUUUCGUGAACUUUGACCGUGUGAUCCUGCUGGCGGGUGGCAGUGGUGCGAGUUUCACGUUUGCCCUUGCACUCAGCUUGAUCAAGGAGUGUGCAGCUGCAAACAUCUCCAAAACAAUUGAUUUCAUUUGGACAGUGCGAUAUUCUGAAUCCCUAAACUGGUUUGAGAAGGAGCUCCAACAACUCGAGGAAAGCCCUUGCGUGAACCUGUUCCUCUAUGUUUCUCGGGAUGAGGUCGUGUCUGCUGAUUCCUCGAGCCUGGACUCCGCUUUGAUGACCAGCGAUGUAGAGAAAGGGAGAGAGAUGGCCGACCGAACAUCCCGGUGCUCCCCGCCAUCCAGGGGGCGGCCGGAUGUUGGUAACCUGAUCGCUAGCUGCAUAUCUCACUGCGAUUCCGAGUUCCGCAUAGGCGUAGGCGCCUGUGGACCCAGCGAACUGAUUGCGGCCGCACGCGAGGCGACUUCACAAAGCGCAUAUGACAACGGCCCGUCUAUAACUCUGCACACUGAGGUAGAUACCCCACCUGCAUGGCAGAUCGUCUUGCCGUAUGGUCCAGCUAACACGGUCGCGCAGGAAUUCAAGUGGUGA
Penicillium canariense is the source of this 1575-nucleotide messenger RNA. Its product is annotated as ferric reductase family protein. The transcript has 5 exons. The record is from RefSeq and is a predicted model, not a curated record. Gene Ontology annotation, molecular function: ferric-chelate reductase activity. Gene Ontology annotation, biological process: intracellular iron ion homeostasis; iron ion transport; copper ion import. The coding region runs from base 1 to 1575 and encodes 524 amino acids. NCBI's taxonomy places the organism in Eukaryota, Fungi, Ascomycota, Eurotiomycetes, Eurotiales, Aspergillaceae. Gene Ontology annotation, cellular component: plasma membrane.